AUGGAAUCAUCUGAUAACCAAGCUCCAUGGUCUGAAAUAGACAUUCUGAACUUACUGAAAUACAUGCAGUAUAAUAUACCAUCAGAUGACUUCAGAGAAUUCAAAAUCAGCCAGGCCGACCUAGACUGGAGUAAAGUAGCUUUUGGACGGUUUUCAGGAGAAAUGUGCAAACAGAAAUGGAUGGAGAUUUCUUGUAAGUUAAGGAAGUUCCGCACACUGACAGAGUUGGUGCUUGAAGCCAAGGAACUUAUGAAAAAAACUCACAAAAAUAAUCCAGUCAAGAAGCAUCCUGACCGACCCAAAAGACCCUUGACUGCCUAUCUGCGCUUUUACAAGGAGCAGCGACCCAAAUACUGCCAGAUGUACCCUAAGUACAGCAAUGUGCAGCUGACCAAAAUCCUGGCUGACAAAUACCGUCAGCUACCAGCAGAGAUAAAGCAGAGAUAUAUCCAGGACUUUAAGAAGGAGAAACAAGAGUUUCAGAAAAAGAUGACUCACUUCAAGGAAAACCAUCGUGUUUCAAGGCAUCCUCAGAAGUCUGUGGUGCCCGGAAGUCAUCAAACCAAAGUCUCUAAGAAGUCACAAGGAGUUACGAAAAACAUAAAGUCUCUUCGUAAAAUGGAAUUUCACAAAACAUUUUCCUCAGAGAUGACAUUUCAUGGAGAACCCAGGAAACCCCCUAUGAAUGCAUAUCACAAAUUUCACCAAGAUUCAUGGUCAAGUCCAGAACUGAGGCAUCUGUCCUUUAGGGAACGCUUCAUUAAGAUUAGCAGGCUUUGGCAUCAAGUCCCAGAAGACAUGAAGGAGCAGUAUACCAGACAGGCUGUGGAGCUACAGAAACAAUACUGGGUGGAGCUGGACCUCUGGCUCAAGACAUUGUCUUCCGAGGAAUAUGCUGCAUAUCAAGAGGCCAAGGCCAUCCGUAGUAAGCGAAAGAACAUGAGCAUGUCUGGAGGCAGAAGCCACAAGUUUAGACGAACAGAUGAUCUUCAGUCCUCCUCAGAAGAAGAGCUUCAAGUGAACCCGGGAGAGGGAGAGGAGCUGCUGGACCCUGGAACAGAUUCCCCAUACACUAACCAAAGUAAUCAUGGUGGCUCCCAGGCAUGGUGGCAUCUGACAGAUGAUAGCGAAGAGGAAGACUCUAGCACCUCUUCAGAUUCUAGCAGUACAGAUGAAGAUGAUGAAAAUCUUCCUCUUGGGGAACCCACAAGUUUAGACUCUGUUUAA
Molecule: messenger RNA, 1227 nt
Organism: Grammomys surdaster
Lineage: Eukaryota; Metazoa; Chordata; Mammalia; Rodentia; Muridae
Product: upstream-binding factor 1-like protein 1
Exons: 1
Coding region: 1-1227 (408 amino acids)
Source: RefSeq, a predicted model, not a curated record